UCGAACUCUUCCAGCUGAGUUCCAUCUGCAGCGGCACUUUUCCGCUCGGCGCUUUAAUAGGAGCGGUCAGCGAAUGAGGAGACAGAGGAGCUCCGCUCAUCUCCACCUUUAAACCUGACCUGGGUCCCUCUUUACCUCUCUCAGUUCAGUUUAACUCAAAACGAGCUUGAUGUGAGGAACAAAAGAAAAUUUUAAAAAAUCACUUCUUUUUUCCCUUCUCUCACCCUCACAGUGCACCUCUCCACUACAUCACCUUUAGUUUUUUUGCUUUUUUUUGCUUUUUCUUUUUUAUUUUUAAUGGUACCUCCUUGGAUACUUGGCUUAAAGCACGGCUUCACCUGGGCACAUCUUUUCUGAAGUCUCACCAAAAAAAACGGCACCAAGAUUUCUUCUGCAACUUUAACGCACAUCAGGGAAACAAAAUCCACCGACAGGGAAAAGCAAAACAGAAAAGUUGUUUUUUUUUCUUCUUUUUUCGCUCGCACAAAGAAGCGUUAAAGUUACACAAUGAGUCUCAAAUCAGAUUCUGAGCCGAACAACAGUGUAUCAUUAGAGGAGGAGGUACGAACACUUUUUGUCAGUGGCCUGCCUGUAGACAUCAAGCCACGGGAGCUGUACCUGCUGUUCAGGCCAUUCAAGGGAUAUGAAGGCUCACUCAUAAAACUAACCUCAAAGCAGCCUGUUGGCUUUGUUACCUUUGACAGCAGGUCUGGCGCUGAAGCCGCGAAAAAUGCAUUAAACGGAAUCCGUUUUGACCCGGAGAACCCUCAGACACUGCGUCUGGAGUUUGCUAAGGCCAACACCAAGAUGGCAAAGAGUAAGCUGAUGGCCACACCAAACCCCUCAAGCCUGCACCCAGCUCUUGGGGCUCACUUCAUUGCACGGGACCCAUAUGACCUGACUGGUGCAGCACUGAUUCCAGCAUCCCCAGAGGCAUGGGCUCCGUACCCUCUCUACACCACUGAGCUGACCCCUGGCCUGCCCCACGCAGCCUUCACCUACCCCGCAGCCGCUGCAGCCGCCGCCGCCCUGCACGCCCAGGUGAGGGACCAACCGAUGCGCUGGUACCCCUCACCAUCUGACACCUCACAGCCCGGGUGGAAAUCCCGCCAGUUCUGUUAAGUAUUUAAUGCCAGUCAGUACCUGAAGGUUUUUCUUUCUUUUCCCUCCUUCUCUCUCCAUGUGGAGCAAAGGCAUACUGGGCUCAACAUUUAAUUUAAUCAGGUUUAUUUAACAGAUGCAAGGAGCAUUAAAAGGACUUUACUUUUCUGGAGAAAACUCUUCUCUGAAGGACUCUGAACAGGACAAGACAGGAUGGUUAUCUACAGCUGGGGCCUCACGGCCUAAUGGUACACACUCUGCGUUUUCAAAGCCAAACAUGUGACGAGCCGAUCAUGUGCAAGUUUAAACACUCUAGCUGCGCUCUUUUUUUCGUUGCGUGUGUUCGGAGGGAGGGGAUAAUCAUUAUGCAUGUUGAAGUAUAGUAUAUGGCAUGAAACUUAGAAUGCAAAGUUCUGUGUCUGUUUUGGUUUCUCUUUAUUCCUUGUGUUGCCAUUGUGAAAAUACUUGGUCAACUCCCUUUAGCUUUUUCGAUAUC
Colossoma macropomum (tambaqui) is the source of this 1597-nucleotide messenger RNA. RefSeq names its product RNA binding protein, mRNA processing factor 2a (gene rbpms2a). Gene Ontology annotation, molecular function: protein homodimerization activity; mRNA binding. The record is from RefSeq and is a predicted model, not a curated record. The transcript has 8 exons. Gene Ontology annotation, biological process: negative regulation of smooth muscle cell differentiation. NCBI's taxonomy places the organism in Eukaryota, Metazoa, Chordata, Actinopteri, Characiformes, Serrasalmidae. The coding region runs from base 508 to 1122 and encodes 204 amino acids.